CCAUGGGCACUCAGUACACCUGCUUGCCAUACCGGACUAAACAGGUCAAGGACAUGGGGCUUCACCCUAGGAAAGUCGGCUGACAUCUUCAGUAUAAAACCACACAUUUUCCUCUGACUCUGGGCAAUGACCUGCACAUAGGAGCUAUUAGUCACAAGCCUCGGGCGCCGGGAGGCUAGGCGGACCUGCUGAUUGGGAACCGAGAUGGCAGCGACUCUGGGCAGUGGGGAACGCUGGACGGAAGCUUACAUUGAUGCAGUUAGAAGAAACAAAUACCCAGAAGACACACCACCUGAGAGUCAUGACCCCUGUGGCUGUUGUAACUGCAUGAAGGCACAAAAGGAAAAGAAGUCUGAGAAUGAAUGGAAUCAGACCCGGCAGGGUGAGGGGAACUCCACUUAUAGUGACGAACAGCUGCUUGGGGUACAAAGGAUCAAGAAAUGCAGAAAUUACUAUGAAAUUCUGGGAGUUCCUCGAGAUGCCAGUGAUGAAGAGCUUAAGAAAGCUUACAGAAAACUCGCCCUGAAAUUUCACCCUGACAAGAACUGUGCUCCUGGAGCAACAGAUGCUUUCAAAGCAAUAGGAAAUGCAUUUGCAGUCCUGAGCAAUCCUGAUAAGAGACUUCGCUAUGAUGAAUACGGAGAUGAACAGGUGACUUUCACUGCCCCUCGAGCCAGACCUUAUAAUUAUUACAGGGACUUUGAAGCUGACAUCACUCCAGAAGAGCUAUUCAAUGUCUUCUUUGGAGGACAUUUUCCUACAGGAAAUAUUCAUAUGUUUUCAAAUGUGACAGAUGACACUCACUACUACCGCCGACGGCACCGACAUGAGAGGACACAGCCUCAGAAGGAGGAGGAAGAAGAGAAACCUCAGACUACGUAUUCUGCAUUUAUUCAGCUACUUCCAGUUCUCGUGAUUGUGAUUAUAUCUGUCAUUACUCAGCUGCUGGCUACUAAUCCCCCAUAUAGUCUAUUCUAUAAAUCGACCUUGGGCUAUACCAUUUCUAGAGAAACUCAGAACCUGCAGGUGCCUUACUUUGUGGAUAAAAACUUUGACAAGGCCUACAGAGGAGCUUCUCUGCAUGACCUGGAGAAGACAAUAGAGAAGGAUUACAUUGAUUAUAUCCAGACGAGUUGCUGGAAGGAGAAACAACAAAAGUCAGAGUUGACAAAUUUGGCAGGAUUAUACAGAGAUGAACGAUUGAAACAGAAAGCAGAGUCGCUGAAACUUGAAAACUGUGAGAAACUUUCCAAACUUAUUGGCCUACGCAGAGGUGGCUGAGAGGAUAAUGGCCCUACGCAGGGCUGGGGUUUGCUACUUGUUCCUACUUAUGUUCCUGAUUCCAUUUUAUAAUACAAAAUUAGGAAAUGAUGAACACUUUAUUACUUGCUGACUUCGGUGGUUGGGCAGAGUGGCCAGAGCAUGGGCACGAGAGCCAGACAUGUCUUCACAGAAUCCUUCCUGGGGAGUGGCUCCAGGGGCCAGGAGCAGUUCAUCUAAGCUAAGUGAAUGGCAAAGCACUGGAUUCCGUCUCCCUGCUCCACGCCCAUGCUGCCUCUGUGAAUGUAGUUCAGGGCAUCCCAGAGCAGAUCCGUGUUUUCUUCCUUCUUCCCUUCGUCAGGGAAGUCUGAAGACCCAGGCAUUCCUAAGCUUAGCCAAAGCUUAAUAUUAGUUAUUUACACUGUCUACCAAGAAUUAUACCUCUCCCUUCAUUAGAGUCAUUAUCUUCUGCCAAGAUUUAGCCUUCGGAACCUGUUCCUGCCCAGCUUUCUAUUUUCUAAGGGAAUAUGGAGAAAUUUAAAUAAUCGUAGUCAAUAGUUUUCUAAUAUUCCAAUCUCUGCUCAGUUAGUAGCAUUAGCAUACUGCCUGAUUUGAGGUUCCUUUAUUUCCUUAACCCUCUCUCUUUUAGAGGGUCCAGAAAUUAAAACUACUAAGCAGCAUCAGGAGGCAAGUUUGGGGCAAAGGUAUAAUACAAGACUGAGCCUCAGCUCCUCUAUGCAGCCUCCCUAGUCCAUCAUAGAACCCAGAGAAUGUCCCUUCAGUCAUUUCCCCUCAGUAUCAGCAUUGGCGUCAUUGCACUUGGGCUGAGUUCCUAUAUGCCACAGAGGCAGACCCAGGAGGAGGCAUUGCCAGCUCUCCAGGCUGUUUGCUCAAGCCUAGAGAUAGAGGGGACAGACUCUCUCUUCCUGGAUAUGGGGAUCUAGCGUUGGCCCCAGAAGCCACUUUGUUUAACCCAGUGUUCUAGAGUUUGUGAUUUGAGAUGCUUUUCAUACAUUCAACAUUUAAUGAGUGCCCACUAUAAAGCAGGGGCUCUCACACAUAUUUUCUUACUUAAACCUCCUCACAACUCUGAAGUAGAUGUAUUAUCCCUGGUUCUAUGAAUGAGAACAUUGGCCCAGAGAGGAUGAGUGGUUGACCUGGGUCAUACAGCUCGUAGUGGCAGAGCUAGAUGAUAGGCUGAGUGUCAAGUAGAAAGUGGGAGAGAGCAUCCUCAUGUCUCAGGUGAUUCUAGCCAGACUGGCAAAGCAGAACCUUUCCUGAGAAUGCCUCUGCGCACCCUACCCCUGUGACCCCACACCCUUUCUGUGGCAAUCCUGCAUCCAUUCAGGACAACGUCCUUGCUGCUCUUUAGGAAGUAGGACCCUGUCAAACAUAAAUUCUGUACACAAAAUAAGAGGUUCCUCAUGGGCAGGCAGCCUUCUCACUGGUGACAAGGAAGAAUUCAGUCACUGCCUGGGCUGUGUGGUUCUGGGCCUUCCUGUGGAGCUGAGCUGCCUGGAUUAUCAUGACUCUGAACCUGGAAGGAUCAUUAGGUGACCGUAGCCUACACUCCAUGCUUCCUUCAGAUUGGAGGAAAAGUUUCUGCUAGAGUUGGCCAGGUACAGUUGCUCAUGCCUGUAAUCCCAGCACUUUGGGAGCCUGAGGCAGGUGGAUCACCUGAUGUCAGGAGUUCAAGACCAGCCUGGCCAACAUGGUGAAGCCCCAUCUCUACUGAUAAUACAAAAAUUAGCCAGGCAUGGUGGUGCACACCUGUAGUCCCAGCUACUUGGGAGGCUAAGGCACAAGAAUUGCUGCAACCUGCAAGUCAGAGGUUGCAGUGAGCUGAGAUCACACCGCUGCACUCCAGCCUGGGUGACAGAGUGAGACUCCAUCUCAAAACCAAAAAAAAGAGUCUACAUUAAAACAGAUCUCCAAAGUAAAGUUUCUUCAUCCCAAUGCAUGGCCACGAUUUACAUAGACGUGCCUAGCAUGGCUCAUCAACAGUGGAACAGCUGUCAGAGCUUGGCGCCCAGCUCCAGAUUGUUUCUCUGAGCAUUACUGCAGAUUGGAGACGUGUAUGAUGGGAGCAGGGCUCAGAAAUAGGGCUUGAGACUCAGGCAGAAACUGAAGCUCUCAUUCAAAUGAAGGUGUUCUCUCUACCACAUGAUCAGCAGUGAGAAAUGCCUCUGUAUGCAUUCCAGAGUCAGGAGAUGAGUUCGUAGGUAAAGAUUGAGAGCUUUAGUGGCUUGCAAGGGACAACUGCUCAGUUGUAGGGAGAGGGAGCAUUUCUAGAAAUAGCCAGAUUUUGCUGCCCUAGUAGGUCUGUCCUCCUGGUUUGGGGGACCCUUCUUGAUUCCCUCUGAGUGACUAAGGGAAGUUACAUUGUAAAAUGUGCCCAUGAGCCAAACAGGCUUAUGGAAAGUUCGCCUAUAUACACAAAAAUCAAAACUCUCCUCUCCCCAUCCCCAACCUCUGCUAGAAAAUUGGCCAUAAUGAAACUAACUUGACAGGUUAAAGACCCUGUUCUAGAUGCCCAGAAAUCAAGUAGUCACAUAUUUUAUGGACUUCAUAGCAGUGAUGAGUAAUCUGUGAUGAUACUAAAUAGAGGCAAUAGUAACUAACUCCAUUAAAUGACAUACUGGUUGUCUGUUUUUAUAGCACUGAUGGGACUAUUUUAUUUAUUACCAAUAGACCACACAUUCACAUCUGUUUUUCCUCAAGGGAACUGUAUUUGCUUUUGGUUGAAGGAUAGUUUAAUCUAUUUGAUAGUAUCCAGAAUAGUGUUAAACUAUAAUUUCCUGGGUUAUAUUUUAGAUGGGUUGUCUGCAUGGUGGUAAAAUAAGCUUUUUCCUCUUGCCUACAUCCUUUGGAAGAUCUCCUGAUCAUAUAUAAACUCUAGGUAGGGCUUAUUCUUGCUGUCAGAGCUUGGCGCCCAGCUCUAGAUUGUUUCUCUGAGCAUUACUGCAGAUUGGAGACGUGUAUGAUGGGAGCAGGGCUCAGAAAUAGGGCUUGAGACUCAGGCAGAAACUGAAGCUCUCAUUCAAAUGAAGGUGUUCUCUCUACCACAUGAUCAGCAGUGAGAAAAGGAAGAUGAAAAUCCUUCUCAUCACAAAGAGCUUGAAGGAAUCCAUGUCCCCAAAUUAGCAACCCUAGGGUUCAUCUGCAGAAGCCAGAAAAUGUGUAAGCUUCCUUGAUCAGCUCCAGGCCUCACAUCCCAUGAGUAGUGACCAAUAAGGAAAUACCACUUCUCUGCUUUCUGUUGGAAACUAUUAGAAAAUACAGUGAACUGGCCAGGCACAGUGGCUCACGCCUAUAAUCCCAGCACUUUGGGAGGCCAAGGAGGGCAUAUCAUUUGAGGUCAGGAGUUUGAGACCAGCCUGGUAAACAUGGUGAAACCCCAUCUCUACUAAAAAUACAAAAAUUAGCCAGGCAUUGUAGCAGGCUCCUGUAAUCUGAGCUACUUGGGAGGCCGAGGCUGGAUAAUCACUUGAGCCUGGGAGGCGGAGGUUGCAGUGAGCAGAGAUCACACCACUGCACUCCAGCCUGGGCGACAGACGGAGACUCUGCCUCAAAAAAAGAAAAAGAAAAAAAUACAGUGAACUCCAGAUGCCACUGGAACAUGGGGUCCAGCAGCCUGGCCAAGCUAUGUGUCGUUCUUUUUCCUCCUCAUAUUCAGGCUGGGCAUUGUGAGGAGGCACUGUGUGAUUCCAGUGGCUUCUGUUCCAAAUGGCCACACCACACAUGCAAGCUAAUUGUCUGCAUGCACUGCUCCUCACAGGAGCUUGCACUUCAUUCAUAUUUAUUCUGGCUCAUUUAAGGUGUAAGUUUAGUGUCCUAAUAUAUUUAUUUUUGGAAAGGCCCAAGUUACAAAACAUCUUUUUUUCUUGAGGCUGCACUGUUGAUAUGUGAUGCACCAAUUAAGUAUAUGCCCAUGUGUUAGAUAUUGAGUACAUCAUUUACAUCAUGCUCAGUAUUUGGAAUUAAAGAUGUGGAUGUUCUGUGACCAGAGUAGGGAUGACACAAAUGGAAUCAGCUCCUGGUAGACUAAGAAUCUUGAAAAAAUCUGGUCACCUGAUCCACUACAUCUGGAUUGAGUGUAUUUUAACAAAGAAAAACAUUAAACAAUUUUAUAUAAAAAGAA
Callithrix jacchus (white-tufted-ear marmoset) is the source of this 5401-nucleotide messenger RNA. RefSeq names its product DnaJ heat shock protein family (Hsp40) member C18 (gene DNAJC18). Gene Ontology annotation, molecular function: Hsp70 protein binding. Lineage: Eukaryota; Metazoa; Chordata; Mammalia; Primates; Cebidae. Gene Ontology annotation, cellular component: endoplasmic reticulum membrane. The record is from RefSeq and is a predicted model, not a curated record. Gene Ontology annotation, biological process: cellular response to misfolded protein.